Brassica oleracea var. oleracea is the source of this 3043-nucleotide messenger RNA. Its product is annotated as diacylglycerol kinase 1-like. Gene Ontology annotation, molecular function: ATP-dependent diacylglycerol kinase activity. The coding region runs from base 474 to 2636 and encodes 720 amino acids. Lineage: Eukaryota; Viridiplantae; Streptophyta; Magnoliopsida; Brassicales; Brassicaceae. The record is from RefSeq and is a predicted model, not a curated record. The transcript is spliced from 8 exons.
AAGUAUACUCGUCGGGUGAAAUAAAUAUAAACAAAGCGAGCGAAUAAAUCAAACGAAGAUUAUAUAUAAAUUUAUAAUAUAUAAACUCGAGACAGCAUCAAUCAAUCUGCUUUUCAAAAAAUCAAAAUUGGAUUUGGGAAUUUUUCCGGACGAGUAAAGGCUUCGUGCUUGGUGCGUCGAUUGUGUGUGUUUCCUUCUCUCCUUUCGACUGCUCGAUCUCUAGGGAUUUUUCAUCUGAUCACCUUCUUCUCUGUCGCUUUUUGAAGAAGUUUUUGUCUUUUAUAGUUGAAGUGGGUUUUGAACAAAACUUAUUCAGAUGGAUAAUGGAUGAUGAAAGAUAUGGACUUUGAAUAAAUAGUACACGAAUUUUCUUGUCUGUUGGACCUGACCAAGCCAAGAAUCUUUGUGGGGGCGUCUGAUUGGCUCGAGCUUCUGGGAUUAUCAUCACACGUGUCGAGUUGCAGCAUAGACAAAUGGAGGACGAUGGAGAAAUGGGGAUGUUCAGCAAGAAUCCACUUGAAACGGUUGAGUCUUGCGGGUUCAUCUUCACUUGCUUUGUUGCUGCCCUUGUUGGUAUUCUCACCAUAGCCUACACUGCUUCUCAGUGGCGAAGGAAUAUCAACUUAAGCUGGACAAAAGCCAUCGCCAGGUCGAAGAAAAACCCAAAGGCGCGGCACAAGACUCCCGUCGCCCCGCAUAGCUGGGAACGCGACUCUGUAUCCCGCGCCAAGAACUUGAACUGCUCUGUGUGCUUGAAGUCGAUGUCGCCUUCUCAGACAAUUGUAGCUUCAGAAAGUGUUAUCCACAGGUGCACGAUCUGCGGAGCGGCAGCUCAUUUUAGUUGCUCUUCAAGUGCCCCUAAAGAUUGCAAAUGCGUCUCCAUGGUUGGAUACGAGCAUGUGGUGCACCAGUGGGCAGUGCGGUGGACGGAAGGUGCUGACCAGUCUGACGAAUCCUCGUUUUGUAGCUACUGUGAUGAGUCGUGUAGUAGCUCCUUUCUUGGGGGUUCUCCUGUAUGGUGCUGCUUGUGGUGUCAACGUCUUGUCCAUGUCGACUGUCACAGUAAUAUGUCAAACGAAACAGGUGACGUUUGUGAUCUAGGCCCUCUUAGAAGGCUUGUCUUGUGUCCUCUCUAUGUUAAGGAGUUAACACGGAAUCCUUCUGGAGGGUUUUUGAGCACGAUCACGCAUGGUGCUAACGAACUUGCAUCUACGGUCCGUGCCAGUAUCAGGAUUCAAAGCAAAAAAUACAAGCAAGGUAAUGAAACUUCGGUUGACUCGGAUAAUAGUGGUAGCAAUUGUGAUGAAUCGACGGAAAGCACAGCUGAUACAAGUCCAGCUGUUGUUAAUGGCACCCAUUCCGCGUUGGAAAACUCAAGCAGCGUUGUGAAUGGAGGUUCCUCUAACGAGGACAGCGAUGAGAAGAAGCCUAGUGUUAAAAGAAGCGGUUCCUUUGGUAAGAAAGAUAAAUAUCAGGGACUAAGGUCCAAACUUAAGUAUGAGCUAGCUGAUUUGCCUCCAGAUGCAAGACCGUUGUUGGUUUUCAUUAACAAAAAGAGUGGGGCUCAACGAGGUGAUUCUCUUCGGCAGCGUCUUAAUCUUCUUCUAAAUCCCGUGCAGGUGUGUGAAUUGAGUUCAGUGCAAGGACCAGAAGUGGGGCUUCUCCUCUUCAGGAAGGUUCCUCACUUUAGAGUUCUUGUUUGUGGUGGAGAUGGCACUGCUGGUUGGGUAUUGGAUGCCAUAGACAAACAGAAUUUCGUCUCUCCUCCCGCGGUUGCUAUCCUGCCUGCUGGAACCGGGAAUGAUCUAUCCCGGAUAUUGAACUGGGGUGGUGGUUUGGGUUCUGUUGAGAGACAAGGAGGUUUAUCUACUGUGUUGCAGAACAUAGAGCAUGCUGCAGUCACUGUCCUUGAUCGUUGGAAGGUAUCGAUUCUGAAUCAACAAGGAAAGCAACUCCAGCCGCCAAAAUAUAUGAACAAUUAUAUAGGGGUUGGGUGUGAUGCGAAGGUCGCCCUUGAUAUUCACAAUCUACGGGAGGAGAAUCCAGAGAGAUUUUAUAGCCAGUUUAUGAACAAAGUCCUAUAUGCUAGAGAAGGUGCAAGGAGUAUAAUGGACAGAACAUUCGAAGAUUUCCCUUGGCAAGUUCGAGUGGAGGUGGAUGGUGUUGACAUCGAGGUUCCUGAGGAUGCGGAAGGAGUACUUGUUGCAAACAUCGGAAGUUACAUGGGAGGUGUGGAUUUAUGGCAGAAUGAAGAUGAAACAUAUGAAAACUUUGAUCCGCAAUCUAUUCACGACAAGGUAGUAGAAGUCGUGAGUAUAUCUGGAACGUGGCACCUUGGCAAACUCCAGGUUGGGUUAUCUCAAGCCAGAAGGUUAGCUCAGGGGCAAUCAGUGAAGAUACAACUUUGUGCGCCGUUGCCUGUGCAAAUCGAUGGAGAACCUUGGUCUCAGCAACCAUGUACCUUAACGAUAUCGCACCAUGGCCAGGCUUUCAUGCUAAAGAGAGCAGCGGAGGAGCCACUGGGUCACGCAGCGGCUAUAAUCACAGAUGUUCUAGAGAAUGCAGAAACAAAUCAAGUGAUCAACGCUUCACAGAAACGAGCUCUGCUUCAAGAAAUGGCUGUAAGGUUAACUUAAAAAGAAGAAAGGAUUGGUUUCUGCUUCAUCUGGUUAGUCACUGUCUGAUAGAAGUUUUCAAAUAUAUGUGUAUUUACAUAUCUCGUCUCUCUGUCUAAACGAAUGGAAUCUUAUACAAGUAUUGGAGAUUGAAUCCGCUGAGUGCAGAAGCGGGUUCUGUUCUGCGUGGAAGUAGGAAAAACAAAGAUUUUUGGCAGUUCUCAUAGUGUUGUAGCGUCAUGAGUCAUGAAUGGAACUGAUACAAAGCUUGUUAAAUUAUCUCUUUAUCAUUUCUAGAAAGAAUCAUGUAUAUAUGUAUAUUAUGAUUUAGAGGAAGCCUGUUCCUUUUCUUUGAUGCAUUAUGUAUCUUGUAAAUGUUUUUCCAACUUGUAUUUACCUCUGAAUAUAGUACAUUUUGGCUUCUCUCA